AUGUACUCAGGAAACUACAGUGUUCAGCUAGAAUACACUGGCCUGAAUCAAGAAAUCUUGAGGUACGUAACGGCUCAACCCGCACACACCGUCUAUCUGAAAAUCAUAGAUCAAAAACCUCAACAGAUUUACAUUGUAUACGGGCGCGACAGCAAGCCAACACCCAAGGUGUCCUAUCAAAUACAGCAGCCAUGGGGAGAUUUAAAGGCUAACAGUUGUAUCACUUCAGGUAUCGACCUGGACCGUCACCAUGUGCGCAGCACCCACCGCAAGGCGCCGAAGAGCGAAAAUGUCUACCUGCAGGUCCUUGUGAAGCUCUACCGCUUUCUCGCCCGCCGCACGGAGUCCAACUUCAACAAAGUUGUGCUGCGCCGCCUUUUUAUGUCGAGAAUCAACCGCCCUCCCGUCUCCCUUUCGCGACUCGUUUCCAAUGUCACCGAUUCUCACAAGGGCAAGACCAUUGUCGUGAUUGGAACCGUUACUGAUGACAAUCGUCUUCUCACCGUUCCGAAGCUCUCUGUGGCCGCGUUGCGAUUCACCGCUACUGCGAGAGCCAGGAUUGAGAAGGCUGGGGGCGAGACUCUGACUUUGGAUCAGCUCGCACUUCGGGCACCUACUGGAGCCAACACUCUCCUCCUCCGUGGCCCCAAGAACGCUCGUGAAGCUGUCAAGCACUUCGGCUUCGGACCCCACAGCCACAAGAAACCUUACGUUCGAAGCAAGGGUCGGAAAUUCGAGAGAGCUCGUGGACGUAGAAGGUCUCGUGGCUUCAAGGUUUAAGCAGGCAUCUCAAGGAGUUCGACGAUGUCCCUUGGGUUGAGUUGGUGUUGUCACAUAAACCUGUUGCCAAAAGUACUUGCACAAGGGCUCUUGCUUUCUUGCUAUCAGAUGUGGAGGAGCUUCUAACUGAGUAGGAAAUGUGACCG
Molecule: messenger RNA, 926 nt
Organism: Aspergillus novofumigatus IBT 16806
Lineage: Eukaryota; Fungi; Ascomycota; Eurotiomycetes; Eurotiales; Aspergillaceae
Product: 60S ribosomal eL18 domain-containing protein
Exons: 7
Coding region: 1-780 (259 amino acids)
Biological process (GO): translation
Cellular component (GO): ribosome; cytosolic large ribosomal subunit
Molecular function (GO): structural constituent of ribosome; RNA binding
Source: RefSeq, a predicted model, not a curated record